Messenger RNA from Anopheles cruzii, 1638 nucleotides. Its product is annotated as transcriptional protein SWT1-like. The coding region runs from base 268 to 930 and encodes 220 amino acids. Lineage: Eukaryota; Metazoa; Arthropoda; Insecta; Diptera; Culicidae. The record is from RefSeq and is a predicted model, not a curated record. Gene Ontology annotation, cellular component: nucleus. The transcript has 2 exons.
GGCCACCAGCACGCUCCAUCAAAGAACGAUCCUUUGAGGGUACUGAGCCAAAUAAGCAAAGGUUCAACAAAAGGCACAGAUCGUUUCAAGCGACAGGCCGCACAAGAUCGCUUAAACAAGCUGCGGGAUCACCUGCAAGAGGAACUGAUAGAACAAAAGGGUUCGCGUGUCAGUAUUGAUGCCAUUACUACACCAAAAACAACUGUGACCGACCGCGCCAUAGCUACGGAAUCUAGUUCGCUACCAGAAUCAUCAGCUGCACCGUGUAUGGAAGACAUUGACAUGGUCGAUAUCGACGCAUUGCUAACACCGAAACCAUUACUUGCACCAUUGCCCAUGGAGUGCGAUACCCUAACGGAUCCUGCUCCGGCAGAAUGUUGCACCCCAAAGCGGAAUCCGGACAAAGAGGACCAGGAAUCGCAUACCCAGAACAGUACAAAGGUGGCAACAAAUUAUCUGGAGAACGCAGCGUCGUUUGAAAACCACAUGUUCCUCGUCCUCGACAGUUGCGUGUACAUGAACGAGAUUGUUUCUAUCAUGGACAUUUUCAGAAGUGAAGUGCCAAUUAGCAAACCGCAACCCAUUCUGGUCGUGCCGUACAAGGUGCUGCAGGAGUUGGAACUGGUCAAGUUGAAAAAACAUGAUCUGUCGCCGGCGAUCACGAAGGUGACGAAAUUCCUACAUUCCAUGCUUAAGGUGCGGGACAAGCGCAUCAAGGGGCAGCGGCCCAUUGACACCCACCUGGAACUGUUCGAGAUGUCCUCGCCGGACGAUGCGAUUCUCAAUUGCGCCCUACAGGUGAAGCAGGUAGUAGGGGACAAAGUAGUGCUCGUGUCCGAAGAUCGCAACUUGCUAACAAAGGCCCUCGUUGCUGAUGUGAAGGCUUACAGUUGGAAAGAAUUUUGUGAUCGCUACGACUUUGACCCCUAGCCUUAAGCCGGGGCCUGUACAAAUUAAAGCCAGAACUAGUUAGCCGAAGGUCAUAUGUUUAUUGUAAGAAAACGAGGACGCAUUUCGUAGGUUUUCAAAUUCAUCAAACGAAUGAACAGUUUCAAAGAUAGUGCUUAAUUUGAUUGAUAAACGAUUGCCAUUUGCAUUGCGCGCAUCACAAUGAAGCAAUUUGCGGUUUAUAUAUAAGAACAAAAUUCUUCAAACAUCACAACACAUCUACAAGAUGUACAUCUACAUAAGAAAUCGAUGUAAAAUCUAUUCAAUCGAAUUAAUUUGUUGAAGUACGUUAAAUAUCCUUUUUUUGUCAUAUACUUAGAACAGCCUUAGAAUUGCCUCAGAACAGCUGGCCUAGAAAACCAGCACAAACACAAGCAAACUGAAGAAUCGGGGACGAACCAGAUAACAGUACAAAGCUUCAAGACAAGUGACACAACGGAACUCGGAAGACAUACGUAUAACUAAGCCCAAUGUAGGAUUCGGCGAGACACAUUAUAUCGGUAAACUGAGCAAUAAGUUUUGAUUUCGCGUCCAAAGACAUAGCUUAGUCGCGAAACAGCUGACGCAACAAUGCGCUAAGCGAGCACAACCGGAACAGAGUUCUUAAUCAUAGAGAUAAUUACACUUGCUAACAGUGAGACGAUCACCUGCAGAACCUGCCGAACCUUAGUACAUUAAAAGACACAUUGA